AUGCCCUCUCAACCCCCGCUCCCGCCCCUCCUCACGCCGUAUCUAUCAACUUUUCCCCAGUCGUCCCUGACGCUGGUUACUUCGAUUCUCGACGCAACGGGGAAUUGGCUGGUACUAAGAUUUUUACAUGCGGCGCUAAGCACUUCAGCAAGCUCUAACACUGCAUUUGGUGCGGAGGGGUUGCACAAUGGCACCAAGAAGAAGGUGGUCUUCGUGAGCUUUGUGCGGAGUUGGGAGUUUUGGAGGACCGAAGCCAAGCGAUUGGGUCUGGACCUUGCGCGUCUGGCCGACAAGCAACAAUUUGCAUUCAUCGAUGGCCUGUCAGAGCUGUUCUACACACCACAAGCUGCACAUGCCACCCCCGGUGUAUCCCCUGCUGGUCUGGGGAGCACCCCGCGCGCAAUACUCCCACUGCGGUCUCAGCCUGGCGCCGUUCCCGGGAGGUUACCAGCGCCGGCGUCGACGACAGAAGGGGGUAGCACUGCCACACCGGGUCAAGCCGAGCUCGGCAUCGCGAGGAAAUUACAUCUCUAUGGCCGUGGCACCGCAGCUCUCGACGCGCUGGAGAAGGACAUUGUUUCAGUAAUUGACCAACAGCGGGCAUCCAUGGCGGAGGACGAGGAGCUUCUCCUCAUCGUGGAUCAACCGGACCUGUUACUUGCCGCAACUGGCCCGAGUAUGGGGAUUGGGGCUACGGAAAUGGCGGAGUGGCAUGUGCAUGCAACGGUCUUGACUCUGGCCGCGGAUUCUCCACUGAUUCACAACGCAUCGACGUCCGGAGGACACCCGGCUCCGCCGAUAGAGACGGAGCAUGCGGCAUUUACGAUUGGGCUGGCGCAUCGGGCUCGGUCGGUGUUGCAGCUCCGCAACCUGGAGACUGGUGCAGCUAGGGAUGUGAGCGGGGUGUUAAGAAUCAGCCGAGGCGGUGGAUGGAGCACUGGAGAAGAAGAUGGUCUGGAGGAGAAAGAUGUACUGUACUUCAUCCAGCGGGAUGGGGGCGUGCGGGUAUUUGGUCGAGGAGAAUCAUAA
Molecule: messenger RNA, 1029 nt
Organism: Penicillium alfredii
Lineage: Eukaryota; Fungi; Ascomycota; Eurotiomycetes; Eurotiales; Aspergillaceae
Exons: 3
Coding region: 1-1029 (342 amino acids)
Biological process (GO): tRNA wobble uridine modification
Cellular component (GO): elongator holoenzyme complex
Source: RefSeq, a predicted model, not a curated record